This is a messenger RNA of Anneissia japonica, 2922 nucleotides long. RefSeq names its product transmembrane protein 33-like. The coding region runs from base 174 to 995 and encodes 273 amino acids. The transcript is spliced from 8 exons. Gene Ontology annotation, cellular component: membrane; endoplasmic reticulum. Gene Ontology annotation, biological process: endoplasmic reticulum tubular network organization; membrane organization. Lineage: Eukaryota; Metazoa; Echinodermata; Crinoidea; Comatulida; Comatulidae. The record is from RefSeq and is a predicted model, not a curated record.
CAUCUGGAUAAUAGACUAACUUUAACAAUUCUAGAAUUUUCCUUGAGGGCGUAAUCACCGUGACGAGCAAGAAGUCAACAGAAUUUUCAUUGUAGAUUAUAUUGGUGAUUUCUAAUUACUUAUUACUGUAUCCUUCUUAUACAGAGGUAAAUUUUAGAAGAUAAAUAGCAAAAAUGCCAACUAUUGAGGAGGUGCCAGACGAUACAACUCCAACGAGUACAACCAACGGCUCCAAUGGGCAACAACAGCAGCAGCAGCAACAACAACGCAGUUGGGGAGUCGUCAGUAGCCACCUUCUUGCAAAUAAGGUUGACUGUGGAAUGUGGUUAUCUCGUAUUUCAUGUGUUGUAUUCUGCAUUAUGUACAUCCUGCCAUUCUCUAGCCGUGAAGAAAGCUACAGUUACUACCAACGUGCACUGAUCUGUAAUGCGCUGACCAGCGCCCUGCGUUUACACCAACGUAUGCCACCCUUCCAGUUCACCCGCCAAUACCUAGGUCUGUUGCUUAUAGAGGACAGCUGUCAUAAUCUACUUUAUUCACUGAUAUUCAUCAAUGGGUCAGCCAUUACAAUUGCUUUGAUUCCUGUAUUUCUAUUCAGCCUUCUACAUUCAGCAAAUUACACCAGGAAAUUGCUUGAUAAAGCUGGCCCCAACUCUGUACCUGUGCUGAGAAAUUUGAUCAACAAGCUGGUAAUUAGGCAAACAGAAAUACUUCGCAUUAUUGCCUUCAAUGAGAUCAUCUUGUUCCCGUUCCUCUUUUUCAUGUUGUUCUAUGGUAAAUGCAGUCUUUUAGCACCUUUCAUGCAUUUUAAUUUCUUGGUGUAUCGUUAUGCAUCACGCAGGAAUCCAUACACCAGACAAAUUAUGGGAGAGCUGCGUAUGAAAGCUGAAGAAUUCGGAAGACGUCCAUCAACUCCAGGAUUCAUUAAGACUACUAUUGACAAGUUGGUGGCGCUGUUUUCAAGAUUUGCAGUGCCAAUGAACGGUCAAAGAUAAACAUCUACAGAUUUCCUCCCUGAAGAGCUGUUUUGAAGUUGUGUUCGUUUUGGUUGCCCUGUUUUGUUUAUAUUUAGGAUCCGAUGGUUAAGAACAAUUUCGUGCAAUACAAAGCUAUGAUCAAUAGUAGCGUUAACUAUUACAUCAUCAUUGGUUGUUUACCGUAGCAUGUGCUGGGACUACAGUAAUUAUUGACCUAGCUAGACGACUACCGGUACUUACUUUGUUUAUGUGAACAACUGUCUUAACAAAUAAGUAAACAAACUUAAGGAAAAUAAAAUGGUUUUAUUUGUUCACAAUUUAUUAAAUCUAUACCUCAUAGAUUUUCAAAAAGUAAAAAAAAUUGUAGAUCAGAUUCUUCAAUAUUAUACUAGGCACUUACAGUAUUUUAUAUGUAUAUUAUUGACUAAAAUGUUGAAAAAUAGAAGAUUCAUGUAACUAUUAGAAAUUCUGUUUAGUUUUGUAAGUGAAAUUGUUUGUAAAUACACAACUGCAGUUUAAAAUCGUAUGAAAAGCAAAAUCGUAUGGUGUUAUAUCAAGGGUGAGUGAUAUAUUUUGAGUUAUUAAAUGGUGCUUUUAAGUCAGGCAAAAUUUAAAUAAAAUGUUCCAUAAAACAGUGGAUUUCUGGCAGGGAGAACAGUAACUGUAUCGUAUUCACUCAUUCAUCUAUUUUGCUAAAAUAGAAAUGACCUAAACUUUGAAUUGCUUAACUAUAUAAACAAUUUGAAUUUUAGUUACGGACCUUUCUGGAAUGUCAAUCAAACUUAUGAACUGACCAAUGAGAAUAGAGCCAGGAAUGUGUGUGUUAUCCCACAAACAUGCGUAUGUACAUUUACGCAAUUGUUUUGUGGCACCUUAGAAAAUAUUUUCCGGUAUGCACAAAUUUGAUGUUUCAGGACAUUUGUUAUACUUACGUAUUAUGUGACAUUUGGCAUAUUUAAUUGGGAUUUAUCUGUUGAGUAUGUUAGCCAUGUUAAGUUCAAACUCAACUAAGUAUUUCGAAUGUUAAGUACAACCUCAACGAAAAAGUUACCAUUAUUUAACCAACCGAAUACGGAAAGUACUCAACAGAUAUCUGUUGAGCACGAUAGUUCCCAUUCAAAUGCGACAAAGUACAGUGGAAAUGUCCAAGUUUGCACAGAUUUGAUAUUUGAUUGUUAUAUUGUGUACUAUGUGACGUACAGUAUUUGGUUGUGAAAUGUUGUCAAUUCGUUGAUUAGUGUCAACAAGCCAGUGGAUUAUUAUAAGAAAGUUGUGAGUUUUUAAACUCUUUUUCUUGCAGUUUCUGCUCUGGAUAUUUUGAAAUUGUAUUUCUGCAGUAACUGAUGCUUGAAAAGGUCCAACAACCUAUCACUGAAGAUCUAUGCAAAUGAGAGAAUAGGACAGGUGGAUCUUUUGAUUUUAAUAUACCUUUAAAAAACUGUAUGCAUCUGAAAAGCACAAUGAUAGAAUUUGAUUCCUUUAUUAAUUUAAAUUAUGAUUUUUAAGAACACAGAAUGGUAAAAUUCUUUUAAUAUGUUUGAUUGAAAAUAGCUAUUAAAUAUACUGUGUGUAAAUACAUAUUUGAUGAAAUUUUUCCUUUUGUAAAUUAGAAAUUAUUCCUGAAAAAAAGUAACGUGAUUAAAUAAAUUUAAUAUUUCAAGACACACAGUCCUAUAAUAAAACGCAAAAGAUUUCAAAUAGAGCGAACAAUUGAAAGGGAAAUUACAUAAAAAUCAAUUUAAAACUGGAAUUUGAAAAUCAUAAAAAUAAAGAGUUUUGGUAAUUUUAACAUGGAAUACAGAAAUACCAAAAAUUGCUAAAAAAAAAAAAAAAAAAAAAAAAGAAAAACCAAAACAUGGACCUAAUUAAGCAUUCUUAAAGGUUACUGAAUGAACAUGAGGAAAUGUCAUGAUGAUGCUAAUAAAAUGUUUAUUUAGAUGAUGGA